Molecule: messenger RNA, 2081 nt
Organism: Patiria miniata (bat star)
Lineage: Eukaryota; Metazoa; Echinodermata; Asteroidea; Valvatida; Asterinidae
Product: ADP-ribosyl cyclase/cyclic ADP-ribose hydrolase-like
Exons: 8
Coding region: 419-1411 (330 amino acids)
Biological process (GO): positive regulation of B cell proliferation
Cellular component (GO): plasma membrane
Molecular function (GO): NAD+ nucleosidase activity; phosphorus-oxygen lyase activity
Source: RefSeq, a predicted model, not a curated record
GUAAUACAAUGUGGAGUAUAAGAGAAAAAAAGUGGAAAUUCCAACGCAGAACUUGUUAGACCUUUGAUAGUGCAGAGUUAGAGUGGCUCGUGUGCAAUGAUUCGAAGAAAAGAAAAUUGAAUGUGAAAUAAAAAAGUGGAAAUUCCCAACACGGAACUUAUUGAGAGUUAAAGUGGCGGGUUUCCUAUGAAAGAACUGGCGGAAAUUGUGCAAUAACUAUUACUGGCCAUAUGGGUUAUACAUGUAGUAUAAAGUACGCUUGUACAAAGUUGGAUGUCGGCACUUCAGCAUAAGAUCAAGACAAGUAGUGUGUGGAGCUACGUGACAUCAAACGAAGUUCACGGUGCUGUCAUAGUACAGGAGAGAUACAGGUUUCGAAAUCGAGUCUAUAGCAACCCCCGGCAUCUUUCAUCCAGUCAUGGGGCAGUUCCUCCUGCUUGGCUCCGUUUGCCUCUUCCUCCCGUUCCUCGCCAGUGGUCACAUGAUCCACUAUCGGUCAGCUGACCCGUCUGCCUCCUUGCUCAACAGCCAGGCGAGAGGGCCGACCACGUCUAACAUAAGCGACAUCUUCGUUGGAAGGUGUGAAGAGCACGUGCAGUGUCUGCAACAGGACCAGUGUAAUACAAACACUACGUUGAGGGGUACAUGUGAUCAGCUAUGGGGGACUUUCGUGGAUGCGUUUGCCUACAAGGAUCCAUGCCAGGCCGGUAACGAUGACUACGAUGCCGUCAUAGCUGCAGCAAUGCCUCACGCGAACAAAGACGAGUCAUUGUUUUGGUCUGGUCUCCCGAAACUGGCCCUGAAUAACGGUAGGGUCACCGGCAGGUACACCAUUCUAGAGGAAACACUUCCGGGUUAUAUCGCCAAUGGCCUGACCUGGUGUGGUCAGACGGGUGCUCCUGGGAUCAACUACAACACCCCGUGUCCUUCAGCUUACAGUUCAGGCUGCGCUAAUGAAACCAUGUAUACGUUCUGGAGGGCUGCUUCUAGAGCUUUUGCUCGGCAAGCAACAGGGACAAUCUCUGUGGCUCUGGACGGCAGCAGAACAAACCCCCCCGCCUUCAGAAACACCAGUACAUUUGCUACGAAUGAACUUCCCAAUCUGAACACUGCUGCUGUAACACACGUCAAUAUCCUUCUGGUGUACGACAUCAGUGUAAAAGGCGACAACAGGAGGGCGCUGUGUGAUAAAGGCAGCAUCAAAGAUUUGCAGACGCUACUCACCGAUAGAGGUUUCACUUACACUUGUAUAGAAGGUCCGCGUGGUUUCAAGUUCCUACAGUGUGCAGGAGACCCGGACAACGCUCGAUGCGUCGAAGCGUGUAGCUUCGCCGUGAUACCGAAUGCCAGUAUUGCAUUGGUCCUGGCAGCGAGUCUGUUGAUUAAACUGGUGACUGGAGUAAGAAACUAGUUUGUGGACGGAGGCCUUUCUUGCCCACUGAUGGUUGAUUUUGUUUGAAAUUAUUUUGCAACGAUUUAGUCUUGAAUUAGAAUGAAAUUCUGUAGUUAUUAGAAUGAAUCGCCGAACUCACUACAUUUCUAGUGAUUAACAAAAACCUUAAUUCUACCAAAUCAGAUCGCCAUGAUCGACCUGAAAUUGGGUGUAUUUUUUUAAACAUAGCGCCCUCUCUUGAACAGAAACUUAUCAGUUUGAGUUGAAGUUUCACGUUGUUAAUGUUGCAAGACUUUGCUGGGUUUUUUAAAAUUGGAACUAUGUUGCACGACUUGUCUGUUUUGAAUAGAAAUGUACCAAACUGUUUUUACUGCAAAGUUAAUAAUUUGUAUCUCUGUAUAGUUUGUGUUCUAUUCUUAAACAGUAAACAUUUUGUAUGAUAUUUUGUAUGGGGAGGGGGGAGUAGUUUACCUAUAAAUAGAUAGUCGAGGCCGAGAACCACAUUAGCAUACUACAUGUGUAGACGUUUGCAACUACAUGUAGUUGCCAAUAUAGGGGUAGAGGUAGUAAAGAUUAGAACAGUAUAGUAUGACAUUUUACACCGAAUAUAUAUUUUAUUCAGAAUAUGGUUAUUUUGUUUGAAUAAAAGAAUAGCCUUGAAGAGGCCAAACAGCCGUACUUUUAUUUA